Messenger RNA from Equus quagga, 2831 nucleotides. RefSeq names its product frizzled related protein (gene FRZB). Gene Ontology annotation, molecular function: Wnt-protein binding. NCBI's taxonomy places the organism in Eukaryota, Metazoa, Chordata, Mammalia, Perissodactyla, Equidae. Gene Ontology annotation, biological process: canonical Wnt signaling pathway; non-canonical Wnt signaling pathway. The coding region runs from base 685 to 1662 and encodes 325 amino acids. Gene Ontology annotation, cellular component: cytoplasm. The transcript is spliced from 6 exons. The record is from RefSeq and is a predicted model, not a curated record.
GGCCCGGAGGUAGGAAAGCAAAGAGCAGCGGGUCCAGGCACAGGCCUCCCGUCCAGACUUCUCCCGCCGGUCUCUCUCGCCAGCUGCGGUUGUCGCAGCAGCUGCUGCUCACACCAAAAAUCGGAUCUGUUCGCUCAGCCUACAAGACUUGCAAACUCUUGCUGCACCCUCCUCCCCCAUUAGGAGUCUUUCCCCUCUGGUUUCCCUUCCUUCCUCUCCCGCCCCCACCGCGCCCCCGUCCUCCUCUUCACUUUGGAGAAUUUCUUGCUUCUUUUAGCACCGUUUUGUAAUCCAGGGGACGUGACACCCCAAAGCUCCAAAUACCUCAGCUGAAUCCUACUUUUGUUUUUAUUUCUCCCUCGCUUUCUCUUGCUUUCCUCUCAUCUGAUUAUCUGUGAAGUCUGAUGCUUCUGCCAGAGGGAGCGAGGAAUAAAUAGAUGCUGCUGCCCUAGAAGGCUGAGACGUCGGGAAAGAGCAGCCAGAGCGGCAGGGGCGGCGGCGGCUGGACUCGUCGAAGCUCGUGGGACCCCAUUGGGGGAAUUUGAUCCAAGGAAGUUGUGAGAUUGCCGGGGGAGGAGAAGCUCCCAGAUCAUUGUGUCCAGUUCCAGGGGGGAGGAGGAGACGGCGGAACGGGCCUCUCGGCGUCCUCGGCACUGCUGCAUCCUGCCCUGUCCUGCCGGGAUCAUGGUUUGCGGCAGCCUGGGAGGGAUGCUGCUGCUGCGGGCCGGGCUGCUCGCCCUGGCCUCGCUCUGCCUGCUCCGCGUGCCCGGAGCCCGGGCUGCAGCCUGUGAGCCCGUCCGCAUCCCCCUUUGCAAGUCGCUGCCCUGGAACAUGACCAAGAUGCCCAACCACCUGCACCACAGCACCCAGGCCAACGCCAUCCUGGCCAUCGAGCAGUUCGAAGGUCUGCUGGGCACCCACUGCAGCCCCGACCUGCUCUUCUUCCUCUGUGCCAUGUACGCGCCCAUCUGCACCAUUGACUUCCAGCACGAGCCCAUCAAGCCCUGCAAGUCUGUGUGCGAGCGGGCCCGGCAGGGCUGUGAGCCCAUCCUCAUCAAGUACCGCCACUCGUGGCCAGAGAGCCUGGCCUGCGAGGAGCUGCCGGUUUACGACCGCGGCGUGUGCAUCUCUCCCGAGGCCAUCGUCACCGCGGAUGGAGCGGAUUUUCCUAUGGAUUCCAGUAAUGGAAACUGUAGAGGCGUGAGUGGUGAACGCUGUAAAUGUAAGCCUAUUAGAGCCACACAGAAGACCUAUUUCCGAAACAAUUACAACUAUGUCAUUCGGGCUAAAGUUAAAGAGGUAAAGACCAAGUGCCAUGACGUGACUGCGGUAGUGGAGGUCAAGGAGAUUCUAAAGGCUUCUCUGGUAAACAUUCCAAGGGACACCGUUAACCUUUACACCAGUUCUGGCUGCCUGUGUCCGCCACUUAACGUUAAUGAGGAGUAUAUCAUCAUGGGCUAUGAAGAUGAGGAACGCUCCAGAUUGCUGUUGGUGGAAGGUUCUAUUGCUGAGAAAUGGAAGGAUCGACUUGGUAAAAAAGUUAAGCGCUGGGAUAUGAAGCUCCGGCAUCUUGGACUGAAUAAAAGUGAUUCCAGCCACAGUGAUUCCACCCAGAGUCAGAAGUCUGGCAGGAACACUAACCCCCGGCAAGCACGCAACUAAAUCCUGAAACGCAGAAAGAACGUCAGUGGACUUCCUGUUAAGACUUGCGUUGCUGGACUAGCAAAGGAAAAUUGCACUAUUGCACGUCAUAUUCUAUUUUUUACCACAAAAAUCACGUGGUAACUGAUAUUACUUUUAUUUUCUCUUUUGUUUUCUGCUUUUCUCCCUCCGCCCCCCCACACUGUUUUUGGUCUGGGUACAGAUCCUUAAAUAUAUUAUAUGUAUUCUAUUUCACUAAUCAUGGGAAAACUGUUCUUUGCAAUAAUAAUAAAUUAAACAUGUUGAUUUCAGGGCCUCUUUGCUGGAGUAAAUGUUAAUUUACUGUUCUGCACCCAGAUUGGGAAUGCUGUAUUGGUUGCAAAGAGAGGUUUCCAGUAUACACAACACACAGAAAGCUAGAUAUGCUGUAAAACAUACUCUGCUGAUGUAAUCACAGCCCCAUUUUCGUAUGCCUUUUGGGCAUUCUCCUCACACUUAGAAAGUUCUAAAUGUUUAUAAAGGUAAAAUGGGAGUUUGAAAUCAAAUGCCUCGCAGGCAAAGCAAUCAAGCACCAGGAAGCAUUUAGAAGGAAAUGACACACAAGAUGAAUUAUUUGCAAGAUUGGCAGGAAGCAAAAUAAAUAGUCUUAGGAGCCCGGGAAAGAACAUUUUGCCUGAUUGAGAAGUACAGCUGAACCCAGUAGCUGUUGGGGUGUUAACAGUAGCAUUUUUCUCUUGGCAAUACGUUUGAAUUGUUUAUGAAUAUAUUAAUCAGCAUUAGGGAAGUGAAUUAUAACUAGACAUCUGCUGUUAUCAGCGUAGCUGCUUAAUUUGCUUCCUUUUAAAUAAACCCAUUGGUGUAAGUCUUUUCUUCUUCUUCUUCUUUUAAAAUAAAUCUCACUUGCUGCACUGACCAGGAAAAGAAAGUAUGUAUGCAUGUGCACCGGGGUGUUAUUUUAAAAAAAUGUGUAGCUCUAUAAAAUGCUGUAGUCACGGGAUGGUAAAAUAUGCAAGGUCCUUUUUAAAUUUUUUUGGCGUGUGUCUGUGUUAGUGUAUGUGUGUGUCUGUGCACUAACACCCAAGCUGGACUGAAUUACAGGCCUAUGCACUGGCCUGCACUUUAUCAUUUGGAUUUGUGCUGUUUAACGCUCAGUAAAAUACGCCUAAUAAAAGGAAUUAUGGUUGUCAGGA